ACAAAACCCCAGCGAGAGCGAGACCAAAGAGGGGAGCAGACUGCUGCUUCGCCGAAGCGGGAGGCGAGGAUGAUGGAGGCGGGGCGGUGGCAAUCACCGGCGGCUGCUGCUGCUGCUGCCGCGGAGGCUGUGGAGGAGACCGGUGCCGGGGGCCCUUCGAGGCGGCCCCCACGCCGCGGGCUGCACCGCGCGUCACCCUACGGGCUGGGGCCCCGCCGGUGGCUCCCCAAGCUCCCUGUGGCUUCCAGGAUCUUCCCCUCCAUGCCCCGCGACCGCGACGCCUCCGACAAUAAUCAAGAGGUUCAUCGUGAAUCACUGGAAGUUAUUCCUGAAAGACACUCCGCAGAACCUAACACCACUGCUGCAGCCAUUGGACAACCAACAUCUGUGAGCAAUAAAUUCAACCUGCUUCUGGAAGGUGAUUACAGAAAUCAAAGUGAUGGCAAUGAGCUUGCUGAAAUUGAGAAGAUAAUCAACCAGAGGCAUUUUUCUAGGGAUGAGACAGAACGUCUAAUAGAGAUCAUGUGGUCAAGGACUCCUGAUCUUAGUGUUGAAGACCAGAGAGCUCCAGGGUGUACUGCAAAAGGUUUUGAAGCCACACCAUUUUCAACACCUGCAAAACUGAUUGAUCCUCAGUCAUCCUUGGGGACUGAUAUCUUUCCACCAUCAAAUGUGCAUGAGGUUGGUUCUUCGCCAAUUGAAAUUGCAAAAGCUUUUAUGGAAGCACAGACCGCGGCAUCUGUACAUGAGUAUCAAAAGCGAAAAUUCAGAGCUUUGAGUCAUGGAGUUGAGAUUGAGAAUUCCACGUCAAAUUUUUUCCCUAAAAUAGCUACUGAUUCUUCUGUAUGCUGGCCUGGUUCAGUUGUCCAAGAUUAUCCGAAUUAUCUUACACCACAAAGUACUAAAGGAAGGACUCUGCCUCAGCCCUUCUCCCGGACACCUUACAGUGGCUCAGUUUUUCGGAGAUCUAUUAAGAACAGCAGGCAUGGUGAUACCUACAAUAACCCAUCUGGACAGUCACAACUUUCAACUCCUUUUUCCGUUGGAAGUAAGACAAUACCAGAGGAUAAACUGGUGUCGACCAGUGGUGGUAGAGUGCAACCAUCAUCAUCUUCUAGAGGACAGAGAGAUACUUUUGGUCCUACUACUUCCUUCUUUCCAAUAGAAGGUUCUUCUGCUAUGAAGAAUAUUACAUUCAACCUCCUAGGGCCCCAUGGCAAAGGCACCGUAGAAAGCAGCUCAACACCUGGAUGCAUUUCAGCAAUAGACAAUAUCUCCAGAGGUGGUUCAGUAUCUGUUCAUCCCAAGUCAAGUGAAACAGCUUACAAAAUACUUCAGCAUCUUGAGAAAACCAUUCCUUCCCCUACAUCAAAGCCACUGGAGCUAAGACAGACUUUAGCAAAGAGAAAUGCUUCUUCUGUUGUCACCAAUAACCAGUUUAAAGGGUCCGAUUCCAAUAUUAGCAAUGGUUAUAGGCAGAGCAGUGUUAAAGCGAGUGGUAAUGCUUACCUGGAGAUCGCAGAUGCAAAGAAGGUUCAGGUACCUCCAAGCAGUCCCAAUGCUCCAGAAUCAAGUCAAAAGAUUCAGGGCUGUGGAGCUAACUCAGAAGUUCCUGAAACACAAACUUCUCAUUAUCCUUUGAAAUCAGACUUGCCAUCCACAUCAGCUGCUGAGGUCUUGGAUAAAAAUACUAGCAAAGGUUUUACCUUCACAUUUCCUGUUGCUAAAGCUCCAAGUUCUCUCCUUGAACCGCCACCCACACCAACUUUGGCUUCACCACCAGCAAGGAGCCUGCCAGUUGAUACCGAAGAGUUUCCCAUGUUUACCUUCGGCUCAUCCAGUAUGACCAACAACCUUGUUUUCUCCUUCGACUCAUCCAGUACGACCAACAACCCUGUUUUCUCCUUUGACUCCACUAGCGGUUCUGUUGGUGCAGAUGGAACAGACCCAACCUUCAAAUUUGGGUCUGAUAAAAAGCGAGAGUUGUCUUUUGAUAUAGCUGGCAAAGAUGCAGUUUGCUUUUGAUAUAUGCCAUGUCUGCCGAUUCGAAUUCUAUCACGCUUGCUAUUUUUUGGUGUGCUGAUCAAAGACUGUCUUUCGUAAGUUGGAAUGCAGUAUCUUUGAGCUAUAAACCGGGACAUCGGUUUCAUUUAUUAGUAUGUUCGAACUUUUUUCUUAUUCUAGGUGCAUCUGUCCCAUUGGCAGACAUUUUUGCAGUGGUUUGCACCCGUGCCUGUGUCAUUGGGCAUCAGUCAAUUUGGUCUAUAGCUUUCAUAUCUGAAUCAUAGACUCAUCUUUUUGGUCCAAGGUAAUGGAGCUGAUGAUAUAAUCUGUUGGAAAGGCCCUGCUUUCUUCGCAAGCCGUGUUUGAUCCUGCACAUUUUGACGUGUGCCUGCACCAACCAAUUUGAUGACCAAAAGAAACGAGGAUGAUACGGUUGCUAAAGACAGGAGUCGAGUCUGAGUCAUGAAAGUGACCGGUUGAUGCAGAAAUAGAUGCCUGAUUGCAUGCUCCUGCUUGGGUCAGACACAGGCUGGAGUGAUGUUGCCACCGAGCCAAAGCCUGGCGAAAUAUCGCCAAAGAAUUAUGGUGACAUACUCAUAGCCAGUCAUGUAUGCAUGAAUUAUGAUUCGCCGCGUCAUGAAGAAGGCAAAAUUGUUUGGCAAACCUAGACGUGUUGGAGACCUUUUCUUUUAAAACUAAGGGCAGGAAAGACUUGGAACUAUAUGUAAGGUGUAAGAGAAGGGAAGGAUGAAUUAGUUUGAUUUUUCUUGUUU
Molecule: messenger RNA, 2777 nt
Organism: Phragmites australis (common reed)
Lineage: Eukaryota; Viridiplantae; Streptophyta; Magnoliopsida; Poales; Poaceae
Product: nuclear pore complex protein NUP1-like
Exons: 8
Coding region: 70-2025 (651 amino acids)
Biological process (GO): nuclear membrane organization
Cellular component (GO): nuclear envelope
Source: RefSeq, a predicted model, not a curated record